CUGCAGUGCAAUCACACACACACACACACACACACACUCGCACUCUUAUUUGAGCAGCUGGCUUGCACAGCUACGGCGUCCUGACCGAGAGGCGGUUCCUCAGUGACUCAGCACAGGCUGCGCCAUGGCCCAGAGCGACCCAAAGGACCCGAUGCCCCCGCCGGGGACGCUGAGCCCUGGCCAGCUUCAGUCCCACUUCAAGAUGGAGCCAAAGACUUUGGGGGCCAUCCAGCUGGUCAUCGCCGUGUUGCUGCUGUGCCUGAGCAUGUCCGUGCUGCGGGUCCAUGAGAUCCACUUCACGGCCGACGUUGCGCUCUUCCUCGUUGUGGUCAUUCAGGUCAUCUUAUCCGGGUCGGUGUUGAUCCACAGUGGGAGGAGGCCCACUCUCUUUUGGGUCAAAUGCACCCUGGUUCUUCAUCUGAUCAGCGCCGCCUUCGCCACCGCCGCCCUGGGGCUCAUGUCCAAGCACCUCCCGUACAGGCAGGACUCGUACCACUGCGAACACUGCCGCCGGCUGGAGUACCAUGCCGUGCUACAUUGUUUCAGGAAAUGCACCGAGCUGAUCGAGCAAAAGUGCAAAAUGCUGAUUGACGGCAUCCUGGGAACGCUGGUGGUCUUCCUGGUGCUGGAACUGCUGAUCUGCAUCACCGCCAUGCUCUUCGGUCUCACUGUGCUGGCCGCGCGCAGGACUCAGGCUCCGAGUGAGCGACCUCGCUACCCACAGACCCGCCCCCCACCAUCGCCCGCAGUUCAGGCUGUGCGGGUAGCUCCCCCAGCUGCAACAGAGCGCUCUGCAUCCCAGGUGGCCGUGGUGGUGACCGAACCCGACUCUGAUCUGGUGGAAGACAUCGCUACACCACCUACCGAGCCUCAAGUGGAGCCCAUUUAAACGGUCACACACACACACACACACACACACACACAUGCAGUGUGAAUAAAUCGUGAUGCCACGCCUGGUGCUGUAGAAUAUGUUCAUGCAUUGGGAGGUGACAAAUGUGAUCAGAACCUGAGAGCACCAAAACUGUUCACUGUCAGAUAUAAGCCACGAUAGAAGUCAUGA
This is a messenger RNA of Hippocampus comes (tiger tail seahorse), 1060 nucleotides long. RefSeq lists its product as uncharacterized. Bases 125 to 889 code for a protein of 254 amino acids. NCBI's taxonomy places the organism in Eukaryota, Metazoa, Chordata, Actinopteri, Syngnathiformes, Syngnathidae. The record is from RefSeq and is a predicted model, not a curated record. Gene Ontology annotation, cellular component: membrane. The transcript is spliced from 10 exons.